Morone saxatilis (striped sea-bass) is the source of this 2950-nucleotide messenger RNA. Its product is annotated as fermitin family homolog 3-like. Gene Ontology annotation, molecular function: integrin binding. Gene Ontology annotation, cellular component: cell-substrate junction. The record is from RefSeq and is a predicted model, not a curated record. Lineage: Eukaryota; Metazoa; Chordata; Actinopteri; Moronidae. Gene Ontology annotation, biological process: cell-matrix adhesion; regulation of cell-cell adhesion mediated by integrin; leukocyte cell-cell adhesion. The transcript has 15 exons. The coding region runs from base 225 to 2162 and encodes 645 amino acids.
UGACAGAAGUGACACAAGCAGCGCAGACACAGCUACGCAGACCACAACCUGCCCAGCCCAAAGAGAGCCCGAAACUGCUGCAUAUUUUCUCAGAGAAAACCUGGGAAACUUCUUCAAAGGUCUGACAGAGGCACAGGAGUCCCCCAGUUCUCAUUUCUCAAAACCUUGGACCGAGGAGACUAAAGACUCGUCUCCUGCAUUUCUCUCUCCCUCUCGCUCCCAGUAUGGCGGUGUGGGAUCUGUCAGUCACAGUGGAGGACCUGGGGUCUGAUGCGCCUCCCGUGACCCUCAGUGUGGCCUCUGACCUUCACGUCGGAGGGGUCAUCCUAAAGCUGGUGGAAAAGACACAGAUCAAGCGUGAUUGGUCGGACCAUGCACUGUGGUGGGAGCAGAAGCAGCAGUGGCUGCUGCGGACAGCCUGGACUCUGGAGAAAUAUGGUAUCCACGCCGAUGCCCGGCUGGUCUUCAUGCCCCAACAUAAGCCCCUAAAGCUGUGUCUGCCCAACGGCAUUACCCUGAAGCUCCGAGCCUGCUUCUCCAAUCCUGUCUUCCAGACUGUGAUGGGUAUCUGCAGAAUGCUCAAUAUCCGUCACCCCGAGGAGCUCUCGCUCCUUCGGCCCAUAGAGCAGAAAAAGAAGAAGAAAGAUAAAGAUUCGGCUGAGGAGAUCUACGACCUGACCGAGGUGCCCCUCUCCUCGGUAUCCCGGCCCUGUCUCUAUAAUGGCAUGCCGGCUCAUUUUGCUGACUCAGCACAGAUGGAGGCCAUCUACAAGAUGCUGUCAGUCACCCAGCCUCCCCCUGCCCCUGAGGUCAUAGCCAAGCAGUACCGCCCAGCCAGCGUGGUGGACAAGGCCCACAUCCAUGGCAGGUGGUUGGACUCAUCCCGUUGUCUUUUGCAGCAGGGAAUCCAAGAAAAUGACAGAGUCUGGCUUCGCUUCAAAUUCUAUGCCUUCUAUGACAUUGAACCCAAGUACGAUGUUGUGCGUCUGACCCAGCUGUAUGAGCAGGCGCGCUGGGCCAUCCUGCUGGAGGACAUCGACUGCACCGAGGAGGAGAUGAUGCUGUUUGGAGCUCUACAGUACCACAUCAGUAAGGUGUCUCAGUCGGAGCCCCAGAUGCUGAGUUCCAAUGCAGCUAUGGACGAUCUGGAGUCCGCCCUUCAGUCCCUGGAGGUCAAGAUGGAGGGAGAGACCAGCACUGCAUCCGAGAUGCUGGAAUACAUGACGGCACCAGAACUCAACGACUAUCUGAAGAUAUUCAGGCCAAAGAGGCUGACUCUGAAGGGAUAUAAGCAGUACUGGUUCAAGUUCCAGGAUACCUCCAUCUCUUAUUUCAAGAGCAAAGAGGAGAGCAUCGGGGAGCCCAUUCAACAGAUUAACCUCAAAGGAUGUGAGGUGGCUCCAGACGUUAACGUGACAGCACAGAAGUUCCUUAUCAGACUCCUCAUACCAGCGCCUGAGGGCAUGAAUGAGGUCUAUCUGCGCUGUGAAAACGAGCAGCAGUAUGCUCAAUGGAUGGCUGCGUGUCGACUGGGCUCCAAAGGCAAGACUCUGGCCGACAGCAGUUUCCAGAGCGAGAUCCAGAGCAUCCGCUCCUUCCUGGCAAUGCAAAAGACCAGCUCCGGUUCCCAUGGCAACGUACCUGCCAACGAUGAAAGCAUCAAUACUCACAGUCUGGUAUCGCCACGCUACCAUAAGAAGUACAAGACCAAACAGCUGACCCCUCGUAUCCUGGACGCAUACCAGAACGUGGCUCAACUCUCAUUGACAGAUGCAUUGAUGCGCUUCCUGCAGAUCUGGCAAGCCCUGCCUGAUUUUGGACUCUCAUACGUCGUUGUCAGGUUUAAGGGUAGUCGGAAAGACGAGGUAAUGGGAAUUGCUCCCAACCGUCUGAUCCGCAUUGACCUGGGCGUGGGUGAUGUGGUGAAGACCUGGCGCUACAACAACAUGAAGCAGUGGAACGUCAACUGGGACAUUCGACAGGUGGCCAUAGAGUUCGAAGGCAACGUCAACAUUGCUUUUAGCUGCGUGACGGCUGACUGCAAAAUUGUUCAUGAGUUUAUUGGAGGCUACAUUUUCAUGUCUACACGCAGUCGUGAGAAGAGCGACACUCUGAAUGAGGAGCUUUUCCACAAGCUGACCGGUGGCCAUGAAGCUCUUUAGGACUAAAACACACACAAAAGAUGGAUCUUUCACAGCCCACAUCAGAUUCCCUGUGUGUGCGUCUCAACAGUGGAAACCAUCUGGAAUAGGAUUUUGUUACAACAGGCAACCACAAAAACAUCAGAACAAUACAACAAAUGGUUGAAAUAAGAUAUCAUGUUAAUGUAUAAAUGAGUUACAGCAAACUUUCCCUAUCUGUCCAUCCAAGUUUUUAUAUAGCCUUUGUCAUAAACUACAUGAAUGGAUGGAUGACUUUACUUGUUCAGACAGUUCAGGACUCCUGUGGUCCUCAUGCUGACUUCCCCUUUACUUCAAGAUGGACUGCUGCUGAGCCAAACUGCUAGACAUCUGGUCCAGUAUCAGCAGGCUUGACAAUCAAACAAACUCAUGUAAAAUCAACAGAUGUAUCCACCAGCAGCAACUUUUCUUUUUGUUUGCCUCACAGUAUCCAGACUUCCUAUCACUCAGGAAAGAAAGCCUUGCUAUGUCCAGAGCUGCAGUUUUAUUCCCACUUUAGUUUGAAAUUUAUGGCACAUUACAACAGCCACAUUAUGGCAGCCAAGAAUCAACAAUGAGUAGAAAAUAUACUAGCUAAUAUGAUAUGAUGAUAAUAUGAAAUCUCGUGUCUAAUAUGAAGAAAACAAACAUUUAUUCAAAUAAAUAUAACAAUUCCAUUUUCAUUCUGUUGUUUUCACUCCUUAUGUUCAUGGCAUAUGGUGGUAAUUUCUGUUGUUUCCUUCACAGGAAGCUUCAAACCAUUUAUCUUCCCUCACAUGCUGUGUGUGUGU